Messenger RNA from Acanthosepion pharaonis, 474 nucleotides. The record is from the annotation of a GenBank genome assembly. Lineage: Eukaryota; Metazoa; Mollusca; Cephalopoda; Sepiida; Sepiidae.
AUGAGAUUUGCUUAUACUCAUACGUUGCCCGGAUGCGGUUUUCGAACUGGCGAAGUUGCCACUCCAGGGUGGGGCUGCCCUCUUCCUUCCCUUUCGGUGCCUCCUGCCUCACCGACAGCGGACGAGGAAGAUACUGCGGGGAGGCGGUUACGUGAUAUCGUAACAUGCGUCGCACAGGCACACGUUUUGCUGACGCAGUGCGUGUCUUUGGAUUGGCGGUGGCGUCGACAGUCGUCCGUCGUGAUGACCCGGAUGACCUCCACCUGGUCUCGUGUUUGGGUUGGAAUCUCUUCUGGAAUUUCUCGCAAGUCUGGCACAAAAUUUUCUCGCAUUCCUGGCACCAAAUCUGGCCAAUCGAUUCUUCGAUGCGUUCACAUCCAUUCAAAAGAUUUUGAUGUAGAGGGAAUCAAAAGGCUUCCGUCGUACAUGACGUCCAAAUCCUUUCUUCCGCCUAAACACCUGCUGUUCAUCUGA